This is a messenger RNA of Dichotomopilus funicola, 1479 nucleotides long. RefSeq lists its product as uncharacterized. Gene Ontology annotation, molecular function: succinate-semialdehyde dehydrogenase (NAD+) activity. Gene Ontology annotation, biological process: GABA catabolic process. Lineage: Eukaryota; Fungi; Ascomycota; Sordariomycetes; Sordariales; Chaetomiaceae. The record is from RefSeq and is a predicted model, not a curated record. The coding region runs from base 1 to 1479 and encodes 492 amino acids. The transcript is spliced from 2 exons.
AUGGCCACCGCCGGCGACUUCGUCCACACGGACCCCACCACCAACACAACCACCAUCCUCAACAUCGUCAACGGCAAACCCGUCCUCCUCCCCGCCUCCACCAACUUCCCCGUCAUCUCCGCCGCCCGCAACAACGAAGUCGUCCACCACGGCCAAACCGCCACCGUCGACCUCGCCACCCAAGCCGUCGACUCCGCAGCCACCACCUUCAAAACAUGGCGUCGAACCGCUGUCCACGAGCGCCGGCGCCUGCUCCUCCGUGCCGCUGACCUCUUUGAGUCCAAGGCUGAUGAGUCUGCUCGGCGUCAGACCCUCGAGACCAGCUGCAAUGACUCUUGGGCUUCGUUCACUGCGCGCCAGACGUCGGGGUUCUGUCGGGAGGUUGCGGGCGCGUUGGCUGCGGCGGCCGUGGGGGAGAUCCAGCCGUCGUAUUCCGGGUACACUCACCUGGUGUUUAAGGAGCCUGUCGGUCCGGUGCUGUUGAUCGCCCCCUGGAACGCGGCUGUUGUUCUCUCCGUCCGGGGUAUCGCCAACGCGCUCGCCGCGGGUUGCACGGUAGUCUUCAAAGCCUCCGAACUCUGCCCGUGGUCCCACCAGCUGGUGGUCACCACCCUGCUCGAAGCCGGCUUCCCGCCUGGUUCCGUCAACAUGAUCAUGGCCGACCGUCCUGCCGCAGGCGUCAUCACCGAAACCGUCAUCUCCCACCCAGCGCUGCGCAAAAUCGAGUUUAUCGGUUCCGCCGCAGUCGGCCGCAUCGUCGGUGCCGUAGCCGCCAAGCAUCUCAAACCCAUCUUCAUGGAACUCGGCGAUCAAAGCCCCGCAGUGGUGCUGGACGAUGCGGACCUGGAAAAGGCCGCGCGGGUGAUUGCCUUCGGCACAGCCUUCCAUCACGGCCAAGCUUGUUUUUCCACUGAACGCAUCAUCGUGCAAGCCAACAUCCGCGAGAAGUUUCUGGAAUUACUCCGCGAAGCCCUCGACACCCUCAAACCCACCUGGACAGCCGUCACGCGCGAGCACGCCGAGCGCGGGCUUACCGUCGUGCAAGAUGCCGUCACCCGGGGGGCGACAUUCCUCUAUGGCUCUGCCGAGCUGGAAGGCCCGGAUAAGUUGGCGACGGCGAUUCUGGAGAAUGUGGACCCUGCUUCGUUGUUGUCGAAGGCGGAGGCUUUUGCGCCGGUGGCGUUUGUGGUGACGGUUGAAGGGGAUGCGGAGGCGGUGGAGGAGGCGAAUUCGAGGGUGGGCGGGUUGUCGGCGGCGGUGUGGACGACGAAUUUUGAGAGGGGGUUGAGGAUUGCGAGGGAAUUGGAGUUUGGCAUGGUGCAGAUUAAUAACUCGACUUUGUUUGCUGAGCCGAGCGGCCCGGCGACCAACUUCAAGGGCAGUGGAUGGGGCAGCAACAACGGCCGGUAUGGUAUCGAGAACUUUUUGUACAGCAAGGCUGUCUCGCUGGUGCCGACCACGGUUGAGCCGAAUCAUUAA